Molecule: messenger RNA, 576 nt
Organism: Meloidogyne enterolobii
Lineage: Eukaryota; Metazoa; Nematoda; Chromadorea; Rhabditida; Meloidogynidae
Source: the annotation of a GenBank genome assembly
AUGGAAAGAGCUUGUUGGAAUGCUCAAAUCCUGAAUGUUAUAUUGAUAAAGGUUUGUAAUAAUAGGGCUAAAAAAGGAGACAAGGUUUUAGAUUUAAAUGCUGGUUGCGGUACUUGUGAUGGAAAUAAAAUAGACAAAUCUUGUAUAGAUUGUAGCGGCUUCAAAUGCAAUUCUAGAAAUAAACUAGAAGAAAAUGUAUUUUGUUAUGAAAGAGGGGAGAAUGAUAAGGAGAGGGAAGGCUCCAGACCUUGCGUUGAAAAAACUUGCUUUAUCUCUAGAGAUCUCUUAAAAGGUAUGUACAUCCCCCGUUCUAAAUGUAACUUACUAAAAUAUUUUGACAUUUCAGGAGAAACAGAAGAAAUCUCAAUGAAAAAAUACACUAAACAAGGAUGUUGGAAAUGUAAUUCAACUAGCAUUCCAUGCCGCUUAUGUAACACAACUCUUUGCAAUACAGAAAAGUUUUUCAACCAAGUGAACUAUUGCUGGGGCAAAGGAAAUUUUGUUGAGCAAUGUGAUAAGAGUAAAUAUGGUCUUAAUUGCUAUUAUGCUUCAGACUUUGAUAAUAAAGGUAGAUAA